Molecule: messenger RNA, 480 nt
Organism: Cyprinus carpio (common carp)
Lineage: Eukaryota; Metazoa; Chordata; Actinopteri; Cypriniformes; Cyprinidae
Product: hemoglobin subunit beta
Biological process (GO): oxygen transport; hydrogen peroxide catabolic process
Cellular component (GO): hemoglobin complex; blood microparticle; haptoglobin-hemoglobin complex
Molecular function (GO): peroxidase activity; heme binding; oxygen binding
Source: RefSeq, a predicted model, not a curated record
UCUUAAUGAUUCUGUUUAAUGUCUGAUCGUGUAUCCCUGGACUCAGAGGUAUUUCGCCUCCUUUGGAAACCUGUCAAGCCCUGCUGCGAUCAUGGGUAACCCCAAGGUGGCAGCUCACGGGAGGACUGUGAUGGGAGGUCUGGAGAGAGCCAUCAAGAACAUGGACAACAUCAAGGCCACCUAUGCGCCACUCAGUGUGAUGCACUCUGAGAAAUUGCAUGUGGAUCCCGACAACUUCAGGCUCCUGGCUGAUUGCAUCACCGUGUGCGCUGCCAUGAAGUUUGGCCCCUCUGGUUUCAGUCCUAACGUCCAGGAGGCCUGGCAGAAGUUUCUGAGUGUCGUCGUGUCCGCUCUGUGCAGACAGUACCACUAGAUUCUCAUCACCGAUGAACACCAGCUGUAUUGCAGAAGAUUGCGGGAGCUGUUCACACAAAGAUCUAACUCUUAUAAAAUAAGAUCAAUAAAAUAUUGUUAAAAGCA